AUUUGGGGUGGUGGCACCUCUUUCCAAGAAAUCUCUCUCACAUACACACACGGAGGAUUCCUGCAUCCGCCUAUUACUAUGAGCUGCCACCGAGGAUUUGAUACUGCUGCACUGGGGCUCAUGCCAGCGACUUGGCUGCCAGGUGCAGCUUUCCAACUCUCAGACAGCCCCCCUUCACAGGCCCCCACUGCACCUGCUCCUGAAUGAGGCCAACUCCCAGCCAAGCCCAGGGCACGCCGGCUACACUAAGCUUUGGAUUUUUUUUUCUUGCCUUCCUCGUAGAUGCUUGGAGGGGAAACAGAACUGUGCAUCUUGGAACAAGUCUGCUUCUGCUAAUGCAAAUGUAGUCUUGGUUAAUGCAGACAGACUGUCAACUUCAGCAGUCAGGAGGAGAAGGAGGAAGCAGGGAUAAUUCCCCAUCUCAGAAACCAAUGAAGAAUUUCAAUAGAAGGCUUCGACUUCGGAAAUAAGAUCUUUCUGAGCAAACGGAGGCUUUCCAUCUUCCCAGGCAUCUGUGUGGUCCUCAUGCUCUGCAGAGAGAAGUCUGCUCUGUGGGUUAGUGAAAACAGGAACCUGCCCUCCUGCCAGCCCCGCGCCUCUGCCUUCCUUGUUUCAGCAGAGGAAGUGUUCAGCCCUUCAGCAACCACAACUCUGGAGCUCGCUUGAUAACAUGGGCUACGCUGGUGCUCCCUUUCAAGCCGGUGUGGCCCACUCAGCCUGGAGCAGCAGCAGCUGAUGGAGAGCUGGUGACCCCACGCCUGGUGGCCCUCUGCUGCCAACUCCCGGGAGAGGCCAUGCUCCUCGUCUGAAGGCUUCCAGUACCUUCCACAGCCCCAGGAGAGAAAGAGAUGGGAAACAGCAUGAAAUCUGCACCUCCACCUUUGGAGAGACCAUUACCCAACCCUGAUGGACUUGAGAGCGACUUCCUGGCUGUGCUGAAUGACUACCCAUCUCCUGACAUCAGCCCCCCAAUAUUCCGGAGAGGAGAGAAACUGCGUGUGAUUUCUGACGAAGGGGGCUGGUGGAAGGCCAUUUCUCUCAGCACUGGCCGGAAAAGUUACAUUCCAGGAAUGUGCGUGGCCAGAGUGUACCAUGGCUGGCUGUUUGAAGGACUGGGCAGGGACAAGGCCGAGGAGCUCCUGCAAUUGCCAGACACAAAGAUUGGUUCCUUCAUGAUCCGAGAGAGUGAAACAAAGAAAGGUUUCUACUCACUGUCGGUGAGACACAGACAGGUGAAGCAUUACCGUAUCUUCCGCCUGCCCAACAACUGGUACUACAUCUCACCAAGGCUCACCUUCCAGUGCCUAGAGGACCUGGUGACUCAUUAUUCUGAGGUGGCUGAUGGUCUAUGCUGUGUGCUCACCACACCCUGUCUGGCACAGAACACACCUGCUUCAGCGGCUCACCUAUCACCUUGCACCACCGCUGGUUCACCCGUCACCUUGCGCCAGAAGACCUUUGACUGGAAGAGGGCAUCCAGAUUGCAGGGAGAUCCAGAGGGGGCAGAGAACCCACUCAGGGUGGAUGAAUCCCUUUUCAGCUAUGGUCUCCGGGAAAGCAUUGCGUCUUACCUGUCCUUGACAGGGGAUGACACCAGCUCCUUCGACCGGAAGAAGAAGAGUCUCUCCCUAAUCUACAAUGGCAGCAAACGCAAGAGCUCCUUCUUUUCAGAGCCCCAGUACUUUGAAGAUUAAUGCCCUGGCUGGUACACAAAAGACAUGUUUUGGUGGCCACCUGGGGUCUAGUGGAAGCCGGAGUUCUCUCCUCCUGGUCAUCUUGUGUCUUCAAGGAACCAAGAGAAGUCACAUGGAGACUGCCUUUACAUAGAGAUCAGAGGAACUUCUCCUUGGUGUCUGAUCAGUAUUGUAGAGCUUCAUCAUGUUUGAAUCAUGAUGUAAUGGGGCAGUACUUCAAAGAGCUGUGUGUUAUGAGUGUGUGUGUAGGACAGAACACUCCUAAAAGAGAGUGUAUGGAGACUGACUCCAGCUCACAGUCCAAAUGGCCCUUCUCUGAGACCCUGUGGAUAACAUCCAUCUGAGAAAGACAGCUUCUUAGGUCUGCAGAAUGACUCUACCUGGAGCAGAGCAACCUUUAAAGGCCCAGUGAGACCUAUGAGCUAUGUCUCCUCUCUUCCUAAAGGACCUGUGACAUUAAACACUACCCAAAAGGACUUACAGCUCUGAUCCAAGUGGCACCUUCUGCACUCAGGUGCUUCAAAGCCACAUGGACAGCAGUAGAUGGCUAUGCUAAGUUGUGGGAGAGUGUUGGUCAGUGGAAGGGCAAUCAGGAGAGGCAGGAGGCAGCUCUACUGUGCAAACUUCUGAGAUAGACAGUCUUGCCUCCUCACAGAAAAGGCAUUCUCCAGCUCCUGGGGUCCUGUGUUAUUCUAGAACCCCCAUUUCUCAUGCCUAUUGGCAAAGGCCGCUGUGCUGAGGUCGAAUGAGAACAAAAGAAGCAUGAAUAGCAUCCCUUAAUGCUGGGCUUCCAGCAGGGUCGGAGAGACAAGCAGAUCAGCAGAAUAUAACAGUGGAUGUGAAACAGGACGAAGUCUCACAGCUACAAUGGACUGGAGACAAGUGAGGGUACCCAAGGGAUCUUGUUCCCAUGGAUCUGUCAGGAAUGCAAAGGCUGUUGGACUAAGUAGACUAGUACGGUUAGAUUUUUUUUUUAAGGGGAGUGAUGGGCUUUAAAGAAUUAAUUUAUCCUGUACAUUUCACUCUGAGAAGGGUAGCAUCUGCAUGUAAUAAGAAUGUCCCUUUCUGGAAAAGGGGGGGAGGGGCUGGAGAAGCUGAAUGCUGCCAUAUGUGAUUGUGAGUGGUGAGAGAAAACUCACAAGGCAUUCAGAAAAGAGAAGCCUCCAGCCAGUCUCAUGGCUACAUGUUGCUGGGGUGGGAGGCAGGAUUGCCAUGGCUCAUUCCUCCCUGUUCAUCAAAGGGAUUCUCAGUAAGAGAAGAACAGGUGGGCUUUGUCACCCAUCCUGUGCAGUCCAUAUAUCUGGGCUCAUUCUGCAAAUGGCAAAAGCAUAUUCAUUGGCAUGACUUCAUUUAUUGUCAUGUCCAGUGUGUUACAUCAAGAGACAUGCAUGGUCUCCCAGGUCUCUCCCAAAGGCCAUUUCAAAGAGACUGGCCAGAGUGUGAGAAAAAAAAUGCCACACCUGGUCAGUGACUUCUGCUAUGAGGCCAUGAUCUCUGGCUCCUGAUAUGUCUGCUAUCUUCUGUGCUGUUUUCUGUUGUGGUCAAUGUGAUCAGAACUUUGGGUAGCACUUGGGGGUAUUUCUAAGUGGGAAGCAUUACACUUUGCCCAAUCAUGUAUUUAUUCCUGAUUAAAGUAAAGCAUACUUAUUUAA
This is a messenger RNA of Peromyscus maniculatus bairdii (prairie deer mouse), 3346 nucleotides long. The record is from RefSeq and is a predicted model, not a curated record. Lineage: Eukaryota; Metazoa; Chordata; Mammalia; Rodentia; Cricetidae.